AAAUUCGAAGAAGAAACCCCAAAAAAAAAAAAAAAAAAAAAAACUGGAAAAAAGGAGAAAAAAUCAAAAAGGCGAAAUCGAAGAAGAAGAAAAGGCAAAAGCUUGAUUGAUGGAAGACGACGAUCAGCAGAAGGCUGCAGAUCUAGUACAGGAGCUUGUUCUUCGCCUUGUCUCCCAAAACCCUCAAACCCCUAAUCUCGAUCCCAAGUCUCCCGCCUUCCUCAAAACCCUUCGUUACGCCUUUCGUAUCCUCUCUAGCCGCCUCACUCCUUCCGUUGUCCCCGACGCCACCGCUAUAGCCGAGUCUCUCAAACGCCGUCUCGCUACUCAGGGUAAGUCCUCCGACGCACUCGCUUUUGCCGAUCUCUACACUAAGUUCGCUUCCAAGACUGGCCCGGGUAGUGUCAACAAUAAAUGGGCUCUCGUUUAUUUGCUUAAAAUCGUUUCUGAUGAUCGUAAAUCUGCUAUUAAUGGCCUCGAUUCCUCGGUUUUGUUACCUAAUUUGGGGAUUGGUGAUGUUGGGAACGGGUUUUUGCGCGGUGGAGAAGCUAAGAAGAAGGAUUGGAGUAAUGGUGUUUUGUUGGUUAGUAGAGAUCCUGAGAAUUUGCGUGAUAUUGCCUUUAGAGAGUAUGCCAUUUUGGUUAAGGAAGAGAAUGAAGUGACGGAGGAGGUUCUAGUGAGGGAUGUUUUGUACGCUUGCCAAGGGAUUGAUGGGAAAUAUGUGAAAUUUAACAGCGAAAUAGACGGUUAUGCUGUGCAGGAUUCGAUUAAGGUGCCUCGAGCUACUAGGAUACUGGUUCGUAUGCUCUCUGAGCUUGGCUGGCUGUUUAGAAAGGUUAAGACUUUUAUAACCGAGAGUAUGGAUCGGUUUCCAGCUGAAGAAGUGGGAACUGUUGGGCAAGCGUUUUGUGCGGCAUUGCAAGAUGAGCUCUCUGAUUAUUAUAAGCUAUUGGCUGUGCUCGAAGCGCAAGCCAUGAAUCCUAUUCCUUUGGUUUCUGAAUCAGCAAGCUCAAGCAAUUACCUUUCUUUAAGGAGGUUGUCGGUAUGGUUCGCAGAGCCUAUGGUGAAAAUGAGACUGAUGGCUGUUUUGGUUGACAAGUGUAAGGUUUUGAGGGGUGGGGCGAUGGCUGGGGCUAUCCAUUUGCACGCACAGCAUGGUGAUCCGCUUGUUCAUGAUUUUAUGAUGAAUUUGCUUCGAUGUGUGUGUUCUCCGCUGUUUGAAAUGGUUAGAAGUUGGGUUCUAGAAGGGGAGUUAGAAGAUACUUUUGGUGAAUUUUUUGUCGUAGGUCAGCCGGUUAAAGUCGAUUUGCUUUGGAGAGAAGGUUAUAAGCUCCACCCAGCUAUGCUUCCGUCUUUUAUUUCCCCGAGUCUAGCUCAGAGAAUUCUGAGAACUGGGAAAUCUAUAAACUUUCUUCGUGUUUGCUGUGAUGAUCAUGGGUGGGCUGAUGCAGCUUCAGAAGCAGCAGUUGCCUCUGGGACAACGACUAGGCGAGGAGGUCUCGGGUAUGGUGAAACAGAUGCACUUGAACAUCUUGUUACUGAAGCAGCAAAGAGAAUCGACAAGCAUCUGUUGGAUGUUCUAUAUAAGAGAUAUAAGUUUAAGGAGCAUUGUCUUGCUAUUAAGCGUUAUUUACUACUUGGUCAAGGUGAUUUUGUCCAAUACUUGAUGGAUAUUGUAGGACCUAAGCUUUCUGAGCCAGCUAAUAACAUUAGUUCAUUUGAGCUAGCUGGAUUUCUUGAGGCUGCAAUACGAGCAUCAAAUGCACAGUAUGAUGACCGCGACAUGCUAGACAGAUUGAAAGUGAAGAUGAUGCCUCAUGGCAGUGGAGACAGGGGCUGGGAUGUAUUCUCAUUGGAAUAUGAGGCAAGGGUUCCAUUAGAUACCGUGUUUACUGAGUCUGUUUUGUCCAAAUACCUGAGAGUGUUCAAUUUUCUCUGGAAGUUGAAACGGGUAGAACAUGCUCUUAUCGGAAUUUGGAAGACCAUGAAACCAAAUUGCAUCACUUCUAACUCAUUCGUUAAGCUCCAAACGUCGGUGAAAUUGCAAUUGCUCUCAGCCCUGAGGCGGUGCCAGGUCCUUUGGAAUGAAAUGAAUCAUUUUGUUACUAACUUUCAGUAUUACAUCAUGUUUGAGGUAUUGGAGGUGUCAUGGUCUAAUUUCUCAAAAGAGAUGGAAGCUGCUAAAGACCUGGAUGAUCUCUUGGCAGCUCACGAGAAAUACCUCAACGCCAUUGUUGGAAAAUCUCUUCUGGGUGAACAGUCACAGACCAUCCGCGAAUCACUUUUCGUCCUCUUUGAGCUUAUAUUACGGUUCAGGAGUCAUGCAGAUCGUUUGUAUGAAGGAAUUCAUGAGUUGCAAAUAAGAUCUAAAGAAUCAGGAAGAGAGAAAAACAAAUCGGAAGAGCUUGGUUCAUGGAUCAGUGAGGGUAGGAAGGGAUUAACACAGCGUGCUGGAGAAUUUCUUCAAAGCAUGAGUAAAGAUAUGGACAGUAUUGCAAAGGAAUACACAUCUUCACUUGAUGGUUUCCUAUCGCUUUUGCCUCUGCAGCAAUCUGUAGAUCUCAAGUUUCUCUUCUUCCGGCUUGACUUCACUGAGUUCUACAGCCGGUUGCAUUCCAAAGGAUAAGAAAGUUGAAAGAGUAUCAGGUUUAGUUGAAAAACAACAUUGCACAACAGCAAGAGAAGAAGACAUGAUCUACGUCUUUCACUAACCGCUGACUGCAGCAUGGGCUCCUGAAUCAGGGAUGCAGAGGUUCUUUUCUUAAAAUCUAGGUGCGUGGAAGAAUCUGUUUCUUAUUUUAAGAGACUGCCUCAGAGAUUUUCUGUCUUUUGCACAGAUUGUUUUUCAAUGGCUUGUUUCAAAGUUUAGGAUUGGGAAACAGAUUCUUUGUCGUUGGUAAAUUGGGGAAGGUUUGUGUUUGAGUUUGUGCUUAUCAGCUUUAGAUUUUUUCCUCCAUGUGGUUCACUGAUUUGUAUGAUUUGUUUUCUUUCUUGGUUGAUAUAAGAAGGAAUCAGUUGCUUCUUCAAAAUGUGUAUUUCCUUA
This is a messenger RNA of Capsella rubella, 3043 nucleotides long. Its product is annotated as gamma-tubulin complex component 3. Gene Ontology annotation, biological process: meiotic cell cycle; microtubule nucleation; spindle assembly. Gene Ontology annotation, molecular function: microtubule minus-end binding; gamma-tubulin binding. Gene Ontology annotation, cellular component: equatorial microtubule organizing center; spindle pole; centrosome. NCBI's taxonomy places the organism in Eukaryota, Viridiplantae, Streptophyta, Magnoliopsida, Brassicales, Brassicaceae. The transcript has 2 exons. The record is from RefSeq and is a predicted model, not a curated record. Bases 110 to 2626 code for a protein of 838 amino acids.